AUGCUAUUAGCACAUGCUUGUCCUGAGUCCCGUACACUAAGUAACGUUUCCUUUUUCUCUUUCACAGUUACCAGUUACAACAAUGUGUUAGAUGCAAAUUCUGAUUCUGAUGAUGAAGACAAAUUGCACAUCGUAGAAGAGGAGAGUGUUACGGAUGCGGCAGAUGGCGAGGGCAGCGUGCCAGAAGAUGACUUGCCAACCGACCAAACAGUAUUAGCAGAAGGCAGCGAAAGUGUGAAACAAAGUUGCUGGGAUGAUGAAGUUCAUGAUGAAGAAUGUGAUUCGGAUGUUGAAAAUGAGCAAAACCAUGAUCCAAAUGUAGAAGAGUUCCUUCAGCAGAGUGACACGGCUGUCAUCUAUCCAGAAGCUCCUGAGGAUGACCAGAGGCAAGGCACGCCGGAGGCCAGUGGUCACGAUGAAAAUGGAACUCCAGACGCAUUCUCCCAGCUCCUGACAUGUCCGUAUUGUGACAGGGGAUACAAACGUUACACUUCCUUGAAGGAACACAUCAAAUACCGGCAUGAAAAGAAUGAAGACAACUUUAGUUGUUCUAUGUGCAGCUACACGUUUGCCUACAGAACCCAGCUGGACCGUCACAUGACAUCCCACAAGUCAGGAAAAGAUCAAAGGCAUGUAACACAGUCUGGUGGAAACAGAAAAUUUAAAUGCACUGAAUGUGGAAAAGCUUUCAAAUACAAACACCAUCUAAAGGAACAUUUACGGAUUCACAGUGGAGAGAAGCCAUAUGAAUGCCCAAACUGCAAGAAGAGAUUUUCCCAUUCUGGCUCUUAUAGUUCCCAUAUAAGCAGUAAAAAAUGUAUUGGCGUAAUUCCAGUCAAUGGACGUGCACGUUCCGGUUUGAAGACUCCCCAAUGCUCCUCCCCUUCCCUCUCUGCAUCCCCUGGCAGUCCAGUACGGGCACCAAUUCGUCAAAAGAUCGAGAACAAGCCUUUACAGGAGCAACUUCCAGUAAACCAAAUCAAAACAGAACCUGUGGAUUAUGAAAUUAAGCCCAUUGUGGUUGCGUCAGGAAUCAACUGUUCUGCCCCUUUGACAAAUGGGGUCUUUACUGGUAACCCUCUCCAGGCAACCGGUUCUCCUCAGGGUGUAGUACAAGCUGUUGUUCUACCAACUAUGGGCCUGGUAUCACCUAUUAGUAUUAACCUUAGUGACAUUCAAAAUGUUCUUAAGGUGGCUGUUGAUGGGAAUGUAAUCAGACAAGUGUUAGAAAAUAACCAUGCCAAUCUUGCAUCCAAAGAACAAGGAACUAUUACUUCUGCAACCAUACAGCAAGCGGGUCAUUCUGUAAUUUCAGCUAUUAGUCUUCCUUUGGUUGAUCAAGAUGGGACAACCAAAAUAAUCAUCAAUUACAGCUUAGAGCAGCCAAGCCAGCUUCCAGUUGUUCCACAGAACCUGAAAAAAGAAGUUCCCGCAGAAGUUUGCAAGACCGAAAAAUUACCAGAAGAUCUAACUAUUAAAACCGAGAAGGAUACAAAGUUUACGGAGGAGAGCACUUGCAUGCUUUGUGAAGAUCAGCCAACAGAUUCCAAUGCACUUCAAGAACCUAAGCACUAUGAUCAGAAAAGCAGUACUCCACUUCCUGAAAGUAGCAAGGAUGAAUCCAUAAAGUCUGAGUCUUCAUCAGUGGAAACCACAGAUGGAAACCUUACCCCUAGUCAACCACCAUUGAAAAACCUUCUAUCACUUUUGAAAGCCUACUAUGCUCUGAAUGCACAACCAAGUGCCGAAGAACUUUCUAAAAUUGCUGAUUCGGUAAACCUACCACUGGAUGUGGUAAAAAAAUGGUUUGAAAAAAUGCAAAGUGGAGAAAUUUCUCUCCAAUCUUCUAGGUCAUCUUCACCAAAAGCAGACCAGGAUGGUAACUUGCCAGAGAAGAAUACUGAACUGCAAGAAGACAGUGAUGUUCAGAAUGAAGCAAAUGAUGUGCAGAACCCUCCAAAAAAUGAGCCCUCCCAACCAUUGGCUGCAAAUGGUUCAGAGAGUGGCACAACCUCCCCCUCACCACUAAACCUCUCCUCGCUAAAAAACUCAGAUGGUGCAACAAUAUCUGACGAGGUACAAGGUGACCAAGAGCAGCAAAUGGAAACCUCUCGAUUUAUCUUUACCAAAGCAGCUUGGAAAUGGGUUGGAGCGACCUUCCAUAACUAGUGUUUACCAGAGCAGUGUUUAUUCUAUUCAAGAAGAACCCUUGAACUUGUCUUGUGUUAAAAAAGAGCCAAUGCAAGUGGACAGUGUCCCAAUAUUGGAGCCAGCUCUAAUUUUAAACCCAAGUGCCAAUCCCAUAAACAUUGCUAUUCCCACAGUCACUGCCCAGUUACCUACAAUUCUUGCCAUUACAGAUCAGAAUAGUGUUCCCUGUCUUAGAGCACUAGCUGCCAACAAGCGGACUAUCUUGAUUCCCCAAGUGACAUACACUUAUGCCACCACUUCUACUGCAACAGUUACAGAACCACAACAGAAGAGCCUUCAAGCUAAUGGAAAUCAGGAUGAAAGGCAAGAUACGAGCUCAGAAGGAGUUUCUAAUGUAGAAGACCAGAAUGACUCUGACUCCACUCCACCCAAAAAGAAGCUAAAGAAGACAGAGAAUGGGUUGUACGCCUGUGAUCUCUGUGAUAAGAUAUUUCAGAAGAGCAGUUCACUGCUGAGACACAAGUAUGAACACACAGGUAAGAGGCCUCACGAGUGUGGAAUCUGUACAAAGGCAUUCAAACACAAACACCAUUUAAUUGAGCAUAUGCGCCUUCAUUCUGGAGAGAAGCCCUACCAAUGUGACAAAUGCGGCAAGAGGUUUUCACACUCCGGGUCCUAUUCCCAACACAUGAAUCACCGCUACUCAUACUGUAAGAAGGAGGCAGAGGAACGUGAUGGCGCAGAGCAUGAAGAAGCGUUGCAAGAGACCCUAAGCAACGAGCAUGUAGAUUCCCAAGCUUCUCCGUCUCAGAUAGACUCUGAUGAGCGCGAGAGCUUAACACGGGAAGAUGACAGUGAAAAAGAAGAAGAUGAUGAAAAAGAUACAGAUGAUGGACAGGACGAAAAAGAAUGUGUGGAGAUGCAUGAUUUAGAGGAGACAGAACUGGAGGUUGAAGCAGGACCAUUGGAAGGUACUUUGAAGGAUGAAGAAUGUGUAGAUAAAAGUCAAACCCCAGAACCAGAAGUCACAGAAAAUCACGUGUCGGAAACUGACACUGCCCACCCUUAG
Molecule: messenger RNA, 3220 nt
Organism: Staurois parvus
Lineage: Eukaryota; Metazoa; Chordata; Amphibia; Anura; Ranidae
Source: the annotation of a GenBank genome assembly